UUCCAACUAUGAAGUGCUGUACUUUUUUAAAUAAGAGAUAUGCCAGAUUCUAUAACUAAGUGAAUAUUCUCUUCAAAGGAGAUGAUGUUUAUUUCAAACCUUUUAUCUUUUCUGGCACUUUUUUUGAGAGAGAGAGUGUGUGUGCACUCGAGUGGGGCAGGAGGUGGGGUGCAGAGGGAAGGGGAGAGAGAAUCAUAAGCAGGCUUCACACUCAGGGUGGAGCCAUGAUGUGGGGCUCAAUCUCAUGACCUGAGCUGAAAUCAAGUGUUGGCCGCUUAACUGACAGAGUAACCCAGGUGCCCCCUUUUCUGUAACUCUUUAAAAGUGGCUUUGAGUACCUAUGGAUGUCCACUAGGGUGGUAGAUCUUUGCAGACUUUGGUGUAGGUACUCAAUUUGUGGAAAUUACUCAAAUGGCUUGUUACCAGAUAGUUCUGAAUUACAGAUUUUUUUAAAAAAAUAUUUAUUUGACAGAGACAGCGAGAGGGAAUACAAGCAGGGGGAGUGGGAGAGGGAGAAGCAGGCUCCCCGCUGAGCAGGGAGUCCGAUGCAGAACUCUAUCCCAGGACCCUGGGAUCAUGACUUGAGCUGAAGGCAGAUGCUUAACGACUGAGCCACCCAGGCGCCCUGAAUUACAGAUGUUAAAUGAGGAAGUGAUUAAAUUAUGAAUUAUUUUUGUUUAGACUUUAGAUAUGGCUAGAGAGUAGUAAGACAGAGAAGGAAUUCCGUGUAUUUUGUCUUGACUACUAAUAGUUCUGAAAGAAAAGUGAUAGUUUUAUACAAAGGAAAUUGCAUGUAUUCUCUUUUCUAGGGUGACUACUUUGAAGAGGGCAAAAAUCAGGUGUAUCCUGGUUUCAUUGCAGCCAUCACUGAGGACCAUCCGGAGUGCCGCAUGGUACAAUGAUUCAGCUGACAGCUACCCCUGCAAGCGCACUUAUCGAUGAGCCAGUGCAUAUCCGAGCUACUGGCCUGCCGCCUUCCCAUAUAGUGCUUCUUCGGGCAUCACUGGAAGAUGAGAAGGGGAACCUGUUUCAUUCUCUAGCCUACUAUAAGGCCAGUGAAGUUGGUGAGGUAGAUCUGGAGAGGGACCCUUCACUGGGCGGGGACUAUGUAGGAGUCCACCCUAUGGGUCUCUUCUGGUCCCUGAAACCUGAAAAACUCUUAAUGAAAUUGUCAAAAAGAGAUGUGAUGAAUAGCCCCUUCCUGGUCCAAAUAAAACUUUAUGAUUCGAAUUUACUUUUAACCAACAUCGCCACCACUACUCCAAAAGUCAGCCUGACCUUGGAGAGGUGGUACAGGGCACCGGGUGUCAAACGGAUCCAAGUUCGAGAAGGCCGCCUCCGGGGAGCCCUCUUUCUCCCUCCUGGAGAGGGACGUUUCCCAGGGGUAAUUGACUUGUUCGGUGGUCUCGGUGGACUGAUUGAAUUCCGGGCCAGUCUCCUGGCCAGUCAUGGCUUUGUGGCCUUGGCCUUGGCUUACUUUAACUAUGAAGAUCUGCCUCCCCAACCAGAAAAGACAGAAUUAGAAUACUUUGAGGAAGCUGUCAACUUUCUCCUGAGAUAUCCUAAGGUCCUCGGCCCAGGCAUUGGGAUAGUUUCCAUAAGCAGAGGUGCAGAGAUUGGACUCUCCAUGGCUAUUCACCUAAAACAAGUCAUAGCCACUGUGCUUAUUAAUGGGCCCAACUUUGUAUUUAGCAUUCCACAGGUAUAUCGCGGUCAGGUAAGUCAGCCCCUGACCAUCUCUCCACAACUGCUAUCCAUCAAUGCCUUAGGGUUAGCAGAGUUCCAGCACACCUUUGAGGAAGCUCGACGUGAAGCCAGUGAGACUUCUUUCUUCCCCGUUGAAAAGGCCCAGGGACAUUUCCUUUUCGUUGUGGGAGAAGAUGAUAAGAAUUUCAACAGCAAAGCAUUUGCUGAGCAAGCCACAGAACAGUUGAGAAGAUAUGGGAAGAACAACUGGACCCUGCUAUCUUACCCUGGGGCGGGCCACCUGUUAGAGCCUCCCUAUUCCCCACUGUGCUGUGCCUCAGAGAUCUCCAAUCUCCACCUAUUCACGCACUGGGGUGGAGAGGUGAUCCCACAUGCUGCUGCCCAGGAGCAUUCUUGGAAGGAGAUCCAGAAGUUCCUCAGGAAGCACCUUGUUCCAGUUGUGACCAGUCAACUCUGAGAAGAGAAGAUACUCCUGAGAACCAGAGAAAUAAUACCAGCCCUUCCCUUGAUUUUCAUGGAACAACGUCUUUGAUUUCUUAUUGUGAGGUUCUACUGAGAGAAACAGGAGCUUGACAGUGGUCAUGUCUUUUUUUUUUUUUUUGAAGAUUUAAUUUAUUUAUUUGACAGAGAGAGACAGUGAGAGAGGGAACACAAGCAAGGGGAGUG
This is a messenger RNA of Ailuropoda melanoleuca (giant panda), 2373 nucleotides long. RefSeq names its product bile acid-CoA:amino acid N-acyltransferase. Gene Ontology annotation, cellular component: peroxisome. NCBI's taxonomy places the organism in Eukaryota, Metazoa, Chordata, Mammalia, Carnivora, Ursidae. The transcript has 4 exons. Gene Ontology annotation, biological process: acyl-CoA metabolic process; fatty acid metabolic process. Gene Ontology annotation, molecular function: fatty acyl-CoA hydrolase activity. The coding region runs from base 899 to 2164 and encodes 421 amino acids. The record is from RefSeq and is a predicted model, not a curated record.